AUGAUUCAAGGGUUCAAUCAAGGAGGACAAAGGGCCAUAGGAGCUAUCAAGCUAGAAAUCACCAUGGGAGAUACGCAAUCAACUGCAUGGAUGCAUGUGAUUGAUGCAAAGACUUCAUACAAUUUGUUGCUUGGAAUUCCGUGGAUACACGAGAACAAAGUUGUCCCAUCAACCUACUACCAAUGUUUGAAGUAUAAUAAAGAUGGAGUUGAAAAGAAGAUAGUUGAUGAUGAUAAGCCAUUCGCGGAAGCUGAGGCAUACUUCGCUGAUGCAAAAUUCUACUUGAAGAACCGCAUCGUGAAGGAAGCAAGAAUUGGUGACAUCACGAAGGCCAGAGGUGAUAAUAUCGUGUCCAAAAGGGCUGAAGUAGCUUCUGAUGAAUAUAAAGUUACAAUAGAAGCAUGCCAAGUUUCGAAAGCUCACAAAAAGAAUGUUGCAAUUGCAGGUAAGAAAAUAGCUCAUUUACUUCGUUACGUCCCAAAAGUGAAGAAAGAUGAAGGAGAAUCAUCAAGCCUCCAAAAAGUUGCACUAAGAGAAUUAACCCUUCCUAUCAAGCAGAUUGAUACCAUAAAGUUGUUCGCAAAGGUUGGAUAUGAUCCCAAUGAACCAUCUAAGCUAGGGAAGCUCCCACCUGAAGCUAUUAGGAAAGCAAACACAAUGAAGAAUAGGGAGCAUGUGGUGAAGCAAUCACGUGAGGGUCUAGGUAACAAACAACCCCCACCAGUUCGCAUCUCUAUUAGAAGAGCAAGUGGAGAGGUACUCAAAGUGAAGACUCGCACAGUGGUCCACACAAGAGAGCGUGACGAAGAUGAAGAAAGUGUAGGAUCCUCAUAUCAUAUUACUGCGAAUGAGGAGCAAUACACUUCAUCCCUAAGGAAAGUUGACGAAUAUUUGGGAGAUUCCUCUUGGUGUGGCCAUAUAUCUUUUAACGAUGGUGAUCCUCAAGAAGACGAAGAUGUCGAGGACGCUCCUGCGGAACUAGAAGAAGGAAUUAAAAUGACUGUUGAUGCAUUGAAAGAAGUCAACCUUGGCACUACAGAAGACUCCAGGCCCACCUAUGUAAGUGCCCUAUUAACCACAGAUGAAGAAAGCACUUAUGUGGAGCUACUCAAAGAAUAUAGAGAUGUCUUUGCUUGGAGCUACAAAGAGAUGCCUGGUUUAGAUCCUAAAGUAGCAGUUCAUCAUCUCGCAGUCAAGAAAGGAGCUCGUCCUGUUAAGCAAGCCCAAAGAUGCUACAGGCCAGAAUUGAUCCCAUCAAUCAAAGCCGAGAAGAAGAAUGGCCAAAUUCGAGUUUGUGUCGAUUUUAGAGACCUCAAUAAUGCAUGCCCUAAGGAAGAAUUUCCGCUCCCCAUUCCAGAGCUUAUGAUUGAUGCUACCACCGGAUACGAGGCAAUGUCUUUCAUAGAUGGAUCAUCUGGAUACAAUCAAAUACGUAUGGCACAAAAAGAUGAAGAGCUUACUACAUUUCGCACUCCUAAAGGCAUUUAUUGCUAUAAAGUAAUGCCUUUUGGCUUGAAGAAUGCUGGCGCCACAUAUCAAAGGGCAAUACAGAAUAUCUUUGACGAUAUCCUCCACAAGAAUGUGGAAUGCUAUGUGGAUGAUUUAGUGGUGAAAUCAAGAAAGAGAGGAGACCACUUGCAAGACUUAAGAAUGGUGUUCGAAUGA
Messenger RNA from Nicotiana tabacum (common tobacco), 1665 nucleotides. Lineage: Eukaryota; Viridiplantae; Streptophyta; Magnoliopsida; Solanales; Solanaceae. The record is from RefSeq and is a predicted model, not a curated record.